UAUUACAGAGACUAAGUAAAGGCAAUAACAGUUUGAAAUCAACAGUACAUAGAAGUAAGUUCACGGCUCCAUUUCCGCCACCUCUUUGCUUUUCUCUAACACAUUUUAGAGCGACUAAUGUUUUGUCUUCUGGCGCCACAUCGAAGCUAAUAUAUCAUAACAUUAAUUUCGAGUUAAUUGCAGGUUUUCUUCUUGUGUUAGAUUAAGUUAAGUUAUUGUCAAAAGAACUUCAAAGGCAUGUUUUAAACUCGAAUAUGAAUUGUUAGCUGGGUGGAACUAUGUAAACGAAAACUUGUUGAAGAGAGACAAAGAUUUUUUGCGUUUCAAUUUACCGAAGGUGGCUCAAUACACAAUUGACAAUCCAAAAAAUCUAUUCAUUGCCGCGUUUGUGGCGCCAACAGUCUUAAGCUUUGCUGGAACGAAUCGAUAUUCCAGCUCAAUAAAUCACGCCUUCUCGCUUGGAGCCGACUGCUGACUAAAACAGGUUUCAUAAACAAAGCAAAGGUGACUUAAUUGUCUAAUUUGGACAGUGGUUUUUGUCGGCAGAGGCAUACGUGGAGACAAUAUAUAUCACGGGUGAGCGAGAACAGUUUAUAUUCAAACAAGUGCUCUACUUCGACACUUGUGUCAGAAAUUUCAAGGCUUGUUUUCUUCCCGCAAAGGAAUCGUCAUUGUAUUACUGACGGGAUAAACGUCACGAAGAAAAGUCAUCGUUUAAGAGUUGAUUCAGAAAGAUGGUAGUCAAAAGACUUGUCAACUUCAAUUAUUUCUGUUUGGUUACCCUCUUGAUUUUGACGGAUCUGUCGUUGCUGUUUUCAUCUCCAGUUCCGUUUAUGGAACUCCUUAACGGCAAAACAAGCGCACUUCCUAGAGAAGAUAAAGGAGAACUUCCCUCUAGAGAUCCAAUUAGCUUGCUCGGGAACCAAGUCCUCCCGCAACGAAAAGUCGACGAGACCCCGACGCUUGAUACAACGAAAAGCUUGUCAGCUGUUCAGAAUAACUUAUUCAACUUAAAGUCCACGAAACUGCAAAGGAACACCAACCUAUCAACAGCAAGAAGACGUCAACAGUUGGAGCUCAUGCAGUUGAGAGUUUCGCGUCCAUCUUCCCCAAGCGACCUCAAUUUAAAAUCUGCAACCAAACAGCAAGCAAGAGGUGGUCUUCCUUUGCAGAGUUCAUCGUCUAGUACGCAGAAGGAGCCAUGGGAACGUCUCCCAAUUAGGCCCAAGAAAGCAACGGAGGGGAAGAACGGAAAUAAUCCGGAAAUAAGCGUCCAAUUUAGCGGGAGCGGGGCCACAGAAGACUCAGUUGGAAAAAGGCCAGCGACCAGAAGGCCGGUGAUAUCAAACAGCAACAAAAUGCCUAUAUCCAGUGGAGUUCCCCAAGUAAAAUUAGGCAAGUUGAAUAUAAAAAGCACUUGGUGCGUGAUACAUCCCUUCAUAGACAGAGUGCAUCAUCGCGGCUGCCAGAGUGCAGAAAUCAACAACAGCAUGUGCUAUGGACAAUGCUAUUCGUUUUUCGUCCCAAAGAAAUUUGUUUCCUGUUCAUGUUGCGCGCCCUCCUCACAGGAGACAAUCAAAGUGCGACUGGAAUGCCCCGGACAAAAUCCCUCCUUUGUGAUAAAGAAGGUUAAAAUUGUGAAGGAAUGUGCUUGCAAAGACUGUGGAUUGUUAAAGCAGUAGAGAACUGUUAAUCCACAUCAAAAGUCGUUCCAACGAAUGAAGAGAACACUUCAUAACAGCUUUCCAGCCAGUUGACCGCUGUCGAUCUUACCAAAAAAAGAUACAAAAAGGAAAGAUUUCCCAACAGUAAUACGCUACAAGAAGACAUAUGCUGAGUCGGCGGAGCGCAGUACACCAAGGAAAAAUAAGUUAAUUUUAAUAAAGUUUUCAACAAUGUAAAAUACUAUUCGUUACCUUAUCGACGUAAACAAGAUUUGUUAGCGACAAAGAACAGUAAUGUAUAUUUACGAAAGGCAAAAGCUGCCAUAUUUAAACAUGGAGAUAAGUAUCAAGCAAAACUUGAUUUGUAUCUGUAUAUGAGCGACAUGAUUCGUAGUUUUGAGAAAACAACUAAUUUACUUGUAUAAAAAUUGUUAUAAAUAUAUUAUUCAGUUUGGAAUGGAGAUUAAAUAGAGUAAUAUCGAUACCCCUGAUGUCGGGAUGUCAGAACUUUUGGUUUACAACGAGAAUUGAAGGGAAUUGGAGAGAAUUGUUGCACAUUUCUAACAUAAGACCAUGGACGUUGUUCAGAAAAAAAAAAUUUAGUGAAAGCUGGGCAUGAAACAUUUCCCGUAAGAGUGCAAACUUGACAGUUUAAGAGCGUUAAAUGCUUGAGAAAUAUAGAGAUUGGAGAGCCGUGUAAUCAUAUUAAAUUACAGCGUCUCAAACUUAAUUGUCUGGCUUCAUGUUUACAGCAGGUUAGGCUCUUUGUGGGCAACUACUCGACGAAACAAUAGUGUAAUUACAUGAUAAAUGUUUUUUGAAGAAUAAAGCGAAACAAUGGAUAAAAAGGA
Molecule: messenger RNA, 2515 nt
Organism: Pocillopora damicornis (cauliflower coral)
Lineage: Eukaryota; Metazoa; Cnidaria; Anthozoa; Scleractinia; Pocilloporidae
Biological process (GO): animal organ morphogenesis
Molecular function (GO): receptor ligand activity; BMP binding
Source: RefSeq, a predicted model, not a curated record